Aspergillus niger is the source of this 681-nucleotide messenger RNA. RefSeq lists its product as uncharacterized. The transcript is spliced from 2 exons. The coding region runs from base 1 to 681 and encodes 226 amino acids. The record is from RefSeq and is a predicted model, not a curated record. NCBI's taxonomy places the organism in Eukaryota, Fungi, Ascomycota, Eurotiomycetes, Eurotiales, Aspergillaceae.
AUGGAAGGGGAAAGUUAUAUUAGAAGCUUGAAUGAUUACGAGUCAGAAUACCUAUGGCGAACUGGGGAAGCAGGUGAGCUAUCUAUGGCGCUCUGGGUCCAGGCAACCAUCAAGAAGUCAUGCGCUGGAUGCAUCACCGAGCGCCAAGCUCCAGCGCAGCUCCAGGCGCAACGCCAAGAGCAGGCUGUUUCUAGCAGGCCAAGGAGAGCGCAAGCACAUCCUUACAGUCCGCCUCCUUCCUACGUUCAGUCGAUCACGUCCAUUUCCCCUACACCGAAUAUGUCAGCAGAUAUGUCAUCGCCCGCGAUCAUGUCAGCUUCAACUAAUGUUGGUAGUGGAAUGCCACUGCCUGCAAUGCACAGGACCCUUUAUGUGGACUCCAACUGGUCUACGCCAGUAAAUGUCCCUUCCAGGGUCUUUGUGUUUGCGAGAGGGAUUCAGCUUAUGGUCGACUGGGCCAGCAAGAGAGCUACCUAUGGCGCACUCGUGGUGGGCCAUUGGCUCUGUUUUGUGGUUGUGUUUAUGAUGGCUCAGCAGAAGUCCAAUUACUGCAUCUUCGAAGAGGACGUUGCACGCCUAUUUACUACUUCUCUCUUUCUUGUAUCUCCCUGGGUUUCUGAUUCGAUAUAUUCCUUCUCCGAUUUUGUCGUGAUUCCUUCUCUUUUUAGUUAUGCAAAAUAG